AUGAUUCCAAACCGUUUAAUCUCCCUUUCGUCUUCGAAAGCUCAGCCCUUUCUUACCCACAAAUCGUUGUCCUCUUCUUCCACCUCUCCUCACUCCCAUAUCCUCUCUCUUCUGAAAUCAAGCUCUCAGCCCUGCCAUCUCAAGCAACUCCACGCCAAGUUCAUCACCCAAGGCCUGCAAUGUUCUCCCUCCAUCCUAACUGCCGCCACUUUAUCCUACAUCUCCCUCAGCUUCCUCGACUCUGCACUUCUCCUCUUCCGCUCCAUCCCAAAGCCAUGCCCACUGCUCCUCCUCCGAUCCAUCCCAAAGCCAUGCCCUUUUCUCUGGAAUAUGAUGAUCCGGUCGUCCGCUACUCACGCCCAGUUCCACCUCUCGCUUCUCCUGUACUCCAAUCUUCUCUCUUCCCCCCUCUCUCCUGACAACUUCACCUUCCCUUUUGCUCUCAAGUCCUGCGCAGGCCUGAACAAUCUCGAGCAGGGAAGACAGCUCCACCAACACUCCAUUUGCUUUGGAUGUCAUGAAGAUCCAUUUGUGGACGCUGCUCUGGUGGAUAUGUAUAGCAAAUGCGGCGAUGUAAACACCGCACGCCAAGUGUUCGACAGAAUGCCGAAGAGAGACCUUGUUUCCUACACCUCCAUGAUCUCUGGCUAUGCUCACAACGGACACAGCAUUGAGGCUUUGGAUUUCUUUAAAUACAUGAAGAACUCAAACGUGAAUGCCAAUCGAGUCGGAUUGUUGAGUGUUUUUCUUGCUUGCGGACGACUUGGGGCUCUCAGAAAGGGGGAAUGCUUCCAUAGCUAUGCGCUUCAGACUGGUUUUCUGGAAGACAUUUUAGUGCUAACUUCAGUUCUAGACAUGUAUGCUAAAUGUGGGAGUUUAGAUACAGCAAGGUUGAUUUUUUACACUGCAGAAGGUAAAGAUAUGGUGUGCUGGAGCGCCAUGAUUGCUAAUUAUGGAUACCAUGGUCUUGGAAAAGAGGCAAUCAAUACAUUCAAUCAAAUGGUGGAAGUCGGUUUGAAACCCAAUCAUGCCACUUUCACCAGCCUUCUUUCUGCUUGUAGCCAUUCAGGUUUGUUAGAAGAAGGCAAGAGCUGCUUCACUUCUAUGAGCAUGAAAUAUGGGAUUUCACCUAAGCUGAACCACUAUGCAUGCAUGGUUGACAUCUUCGGCCGAGCCGGGAAGUUGCAGGAAGCUCAAGAGCUUAUAGAGCAAAUGCCAAUGGAGCCUGAUUCUAGCUUGUGGGGUUCUUUACUUGGUGCGUGCAGGAUUCAUGGAGACUUGGAGCUGGGAGAGAAAGUUGCAGAUAGAAUAAUGGAGCUGGAUCCAGAGAAUCCUGGCUACUAUGUUCUUUUAUCAAAUAUUUAUGCUGCUAGAGCCAGAUGGACUGACGUUGAGAGACUGAGGAAGAAGAUGUCAGGAAGAAUGGUGAUUAAGGAUCAGGGAAUUAGUUUGAUUGAGUUCAACAACCAAAUACACAAAUUUGGAAUAGGAGAGAGGUCGCAUAGCCAGUCAAGAGAGAUAUACUCAUAUUUAGAGAAAUUAUCUAUGUUGAUGAGGCAAUUGGGCUAUGUUCCGUUGGGGGAAUUCUCACUUCAUGAUGUAGAAGAUGAGAACAAGGAAAUGGCUCUGUUUUAUCACAGCGAAAGGCUCGCUAUUGCGUUUGGUUUGAUGAACAUGAAUUCUGGAACUACUAUUCGGAUUGUGAAGAAUCUAAGAGUUUGUAGAGAUUGUCAUAAUGCUAUAAAGAUUAUUUCAAAAAUAGUGAACCGUUUGAUUAUUGUCAGGGAUAUGAAUCGUUUUCAUCACUUUGAGAAUGGUCUGUGUUCUUGUGGUGAUUAUUGGUAAGAGAAUUAAGCUUUUUAUUUUUAUUGGAGUGCUGUAAUGAACU
This is a messenger RNA of Phalaenopsis equestris, 1888 nucleotides long. RefSeq names its product pentatricopeptide repeat-containing protein At2g33760-like. The record is from RefSeq and is a predicted model, not a curated record. Bases 1 to 1845 code for a protein of 614 amino acids. Gene Ontology annotation, molecular function: RNA binding; protein binding; zinc ion binding. NCBI's taxonomy places the organism in Eukaryota, Viridiplantae, Streptophyta, Magnoliopsida, Asparagales, Orchidaceae. The transcript has a single exon. Gene Ontology annotation, biological process: RNA modification.